GUGCGGAGCGCGAGCCGUGGUCGGUUCCUGUCUGAGGGAGAAGAAAGGGAAGAGUGCGUGAGGAGGGAGGGGAGAGGAGAGGGUAGCGGCGCCGGACAGGGGGCAGUUCACCUCGAAGGCAUCCGAUUGGAUUCACAGCGGCACGGGACUCUGUGUGUGUGUGUGUGCUUCUCCCCGGCUCUUGCAGGAUGUCUCAGCGUGUACGCCGGAACGGGUCACCGACGAGCGGGGGUAGUACCGGCUGCUGUGCUGGUGGUAGUAAUAACAGUGGAGGUGGUGGUGGUGUCGGCCGACCGCAGCCCAUGAGGGCUACCGUGCCGUUCCAGCUGAAGCAGGGCAGCCCAACGAGGUGUGUUGGUGGAGGGGGGCGGCAGCAGCAGCAGACGGCCGCCUCUCGGAGCAGCCCCACCAGGACUCAGCAACAACAGACGAUCGCGGCCUCUUCGCGGGGCAGUCCCACCAGGACACAGCCGCACCAGGCGGCCACCAUUACUGCCACCACCUCUCCUUGCUCGUCGCCCACUUCUUUGUGGGCCCCAGGAGCAGAUUCUUCACGAGUCCGGCACAGGAAAUCUCCAGAACACCGGGGCUCCCCAGAAAGGAAGAGCCCGAACUCUCCCAUCUACAAAGUUGAAAGAUCACGUCAGUGUUUGGUGAGUCCCUCCAGUAGUAUUCGUCGAACAUCCUCGUUGGACACCCUUGCAGCUCCGUACCUCACUGGUCAGUGGCCACGUGAUGUCCAUAGCCAUUCUGCUCCUUGUAUGAGAGAUAAAGCAACACAGACUCCAAAUGCCUGGGCAGAAGAGAUCUCUGAAAAAAAGAAAGGAUCUCACAAACGUUCAGCAUCCUGGGGAAGCAAUGACCAGUUGAAAGAGAUUGCAAAGUUACGUCAACAACUUCAACGCAGCAAACAGAGUAGUCGGCACCACAGAGAUAAAGAGAGGCAAUCUCCUUUCCAUGGCAAUCAUGCAGCUAUUAACCAGUCACAGGCACCCAUUCCAAAGACUAUUUUGAUUCCAGUAACAAUUCCUAUUUCAAAGUCGAGUGUUCCUCGUUUCCGCAACAGUGUUGAGGGUCUUAACCAAGAGAUUGAAAGGAUUAUCAUCAAGGAAAGUGGGGACAAAGAGGAGCAGGUGAUGGUUCUGCAGGAUACUCCAGAUGGUCAUCGUGCUCCAUUUCCCAUACAGCAACGAAGCAGCAGUACUCGUAGUAUUGAUACUCAAACCCCAUCAGGAAUGGAUCGGAGCAGUACCAGCAGCAGCAGAUCCCAGUCUGUCUCGCCAACGUUCCUUGCUAUAGCCAGUGAGGGUAAUGGAGAGAGUCCAUGCUAUACUGAUGAACUUCUUACAGACAGCAAAGAGAAAGAGAGUGGGACUAGUUCUCCACUACCAAAGUAUGCCUCCUCCCCAAAACCGAACAACAGCUAUGACUUCAAACGAGAACCACCUGAAGGGUGCGAGAGGGUGAAAGCCUUUGAGGAAACUUCACCAAAGCAGCUGCAUGAAAUUCCCCAGUUCUUCUGUCCAGAUAAAAACAAAGUGAACUUUAUACCAAAAAGCGGUUCUGCUUUCUGUCUGGUCAGCAUCCUGAAGCCACUUCUACCUACGCAAGAUUUGACAUUGAAGAGCUCCAAUCACAGCAUCAUAGUCCCAGCAGCAGUCAUACCGACGGUAUCUCUUGCACAACCGCUGCCAACACAUCUGGAGCAAGACAGAAUUUCCAGAGGCACCUGCAUGGGCCACGUGCAGUCUUCAGUACACCAGCAUUCAGCACAGACAGAAGAGUUGGAGAAAUGAACCAGUGAAGCUGGCCUUCACUGGGGAAACCUACAGCAGCAUCACAUAUCUGCAACUUGGCAAUAAGGUUUCCAGCCCAGGGUACAUUCAAUG
Molecule: messenger RNA, 1889 nt
Organism: Hypanus sabinus (Atlantic stingray)
Lineage: Eukaryota; Metazoa; Chordata; Chondrichthyes; Myliobatiformes; Dasyatidae
Gene: fam117bb
Product: family with sequence similarity 117 member Bb
Exons: 8
Coding region: 189-1796 (535 amino acids)
Source: RefSeq, a predicted model, not a curated record